Messenger RNA from Helianthus annuus (common sunflower), 765 nucleotides. RefSeq lists its product as uncharacterized. NCBI's taxonomy places the organism in Eukaryota, Viridiplantae, Streptophyta, Magnoliopsida, Asterales, Asteraceae. The transcript has 3 exons. The record is from RefSeq and is a predicted model, not a curated record. Bases 1 to 765 code for a protein of 254 amino acids.
AUGGUUACGGUAGUUCGGCUUAAUCAUAGGAACGACUCAUGGAGAUGGAAUACCGGUUCGAAUGUUAUGUAUACGGUCAAGGAGGCUCGGAAAUGGCUUCGAAAUGAUGAAGGGGAAGUGGAUGGUUACAAAUACAAGUGGUGUAAGUGGAUUCCUAGUAAGUGCAACGUUUUCAUGUGGAGGACUAAUUUGGAUAGGAUUCCUACGGCUUCUGCCUUGGCUCAUAGGAAUGUUAUCACUGGUGAUGGUUUGUGUCGGUUCUGUGGUGAGGUAGAUGAGACUACAGAACAUAUUUUUACCGCGUGCAGGGUUUCCAAUGGGUUAUGGCUUGGGGUCGCGUCGUGGCUGAAAAUUCCCCCCAUGAUCAUUUUCUCAGUUAAAGACAUUUUGAGUCUUGUGGACUUUAUGCCUACUCUUACCGCAAGGAAAGGUAUCAUAUAUGGCAUUCUUGUUAUUGUGUGUUGGAAGAUAUGGGUGACCCGGAAUGAGAUUAUUUUCAAACAAGGAAGUGCGAAUGUGACUAAGAUGCUUUCGGAUGUAAAGGCGAUUAGUUAUCUUUGGUUCAAUAGUAGAUCGAAAAAGGAUAGGAUAGAGUGGAAAAAAUGGUGUAAUUUUGAUAUUGAUAAAGUUUUGAGGAAAACGAUGUCGGAAUUAGCGGUUGAUUGCCGAACGACAUCGUAUGGAACAGUUUCAUCGAGUGGAUUCUGGUCGACGUAUUGUGGUGAUGUUAGUUAUAAUCAGCUUCAGAAGAUGUUACGGGUUUGA